AAAGGAGGCAACGGAGCCGAGCAGUUGAAGGACAUCAAAUGAAACACGGGAGCGCUUUACAGCGGGUCCUCUUGAGUUUUGCGCGUAGCCUGUGUGCUCCGAUCCUGGAGACAGUACGUUUUAGUGAAAAUCAUGGAAGAUAAAUCAAAUUCGUUCUCCAGCAACAAAGAAGGGGAGAAAGCAGAUGGGAAUAAUGUAUUUCAAAGGCAAGACUCGAUACAGAAGAAUAAUAUGGGGAGCCAGAACCUGAAAGGAGGGGACCAUGGAAACUCGGUGGGCUUCAAGGGGGACCGGGAGGAAGCCUUGGUCGGGUUCGACGAUAUAGACGGGUCCGGAAACCGACAUGGCUUUAUGCAGCGGCAAUUUGGAGCGAUGAUGCAGCCCGGCGUCAAUAAGUUCUCCCUGCGAAUGUUCGGCAGUCAGAAAGCCGUUGAGAAAGAGCAAGAAAGGGUCCAGACGGCUGGAUACUGGAUCAUUCAUCCCUAUAGCGAUUUUAGGUUCUACUGGGACUUGGUAAUGCUGGUCAUGAUGAUGGGGAACCUGAUCAUCAUUCCUGUAGGAAUAACCUUCUUCUCGGAGCAGACCACCACCACCUGGCUAAUAUUCAACGUAGCAUCAGACACCAUCUUCCUCGUGGAUCUGGUCAUGAACUUCCGCACGGGGAUCGUCAACGAGGAGAGCUCCGAGAUCAUCCUGGACCCCAAGGUCAUAAAGAUGAACUACCUGAAGAGCUGGUUUGUGGUCGACUUCCUCUCGUCCAUACCAGUGGAUUAUAUAUUUCUAAUAGUGGAAAAGGGGUUUGACUCAGAGGUGUACAAGACGGCGAGGGCGCUGAGGAUCGUGAGGUUUACUAAGAUCCUGUCUCUUCUGAGGCUACUAAGACUUUCCCGACUCAUCAGAUACAUACACCAGUGGGAGGAGAUUUUCCAUAUGACGUAUGACCUGGCCAGUGCUGUGGUAAGAAUAUUUAAUCUGAUAGGGAUGAUGCUACUGCUGUGCCACUGGGACGGUUGUCUGCAGUUCCUGGUCCCACUCCUACAAGAUUUCCCUCAAGAUUGUUGGGUGUCGCUAAACGGUAUGGUUAAUGACUCGUGGGGUAAGCAGUACUCGUACGCACUCUUCAAGGCGAUGAGUCACAUGCUGUGUAUCGGGUACGGCGCUCGGGCUCCCGUCAGCAUGUCCGACCUGUGGAUCACCAUGCUCAGUAUGAUCGUGGGCGCCACCUGCUACGCCAUGUUCGUGGGUCACGCCACCGCUCUCAUCCAAUCACUGGACUCCUCCCGCAGGCAGUACCAAGAGAAGUAUAAACAAGUAGAGCAGUACAUGUCGUUCCACAAGCUCCCCGCAGACAUGCGGCAGAAGAUCCAUGAUUACUAUGAGCAUCGUUAUCAGGGCAAGAUCUUUGACGAGGACAAUAUCCUGAGUGAGCUCAACGACCCGCUCAAAGAGGAAAUUGUGAACUUCAACUGUCGGAAGCUGGUGGCUACCAUGCCGCUGUUCGCCAACGCGGACCCCAACUUCGUGACGGGCAUGUUGAGCAAGCUGAAGUUCGAGGUGUUCCAGCCCAACGAUUACAUCAUCAGGGAGGGCACCGUGGGCAAGAAGAUGUACUUCAUCCAACAUGGUGUGGCCAGUGUCAUCACCAAGCUUAACAAAGAGAUGAAGCUGACGGAUGGCUCUUACUUUGGAGAGAUCUGUCUGCUGACGAAGGGGAGACGCACGGCGAGCGUUCGCGCUGACACCUACUGCCGUCUCUUCUCCCUCUCUGUGGAUCACUUCAACGAGGUGUUGGAAGAGUACCCUAUGAUGCGCCGCGCUUUCGAGACUGUAGCCAUCGACCGCCUGGACCGCAUCGGGAAGAAGAACAGCCUGCUCCUCCAGAAGUUCCAGAAGGAUCUGAACGCUGGGGUGUUCAACACGCAGGAGAACGAAAUAUUGAAGCAGAUAAUCCGUCAGGACAGGGAGAUGGUGAUGAUGGUGGACCGCAAGCAGUCGGUCACAGGGAUGUCGGUCACAGGGAUGUCGGUCACAGGGAUGAACACCACCCCGAUAUCUGGAAACUCCAUCAUUAACUCGCCGGCUCAGCCGCCCUACACCACUGCCCUGGGCAACAACCAGUUCCAGCAGUCAGCCACCUCUUUGACCUACAGUGCUUCGGCCGUCACCGCCCCCUCCGCCGCAGCCACCGCCCGCAUCCUGCCAGCCUCGGCGCAGGGUGUCUAUCCCGUCCCCAGCGUCAUCCACGGCAACCUGAACUCAUCCUCGCCCGUCCCCCAGACUCCCCUCUCUCUCCAUCAGCAAGGGUCCAUCAUGUCCCCGGUAUCCUUCACCACGGCGGUGUGCAGUCCACCAGUGCAGACCCCUGGGAUGGCGGGCCGCAGCUUCCAGUACGGCUCGCCCACCGCCUCCCAGCUCUCCCUUAUCCAGCAGCCGCUGCCUACUGCUCUACCACCGCAGCAACCACUACCACAGCCACAGCAACCAGGAGGAGCUGCGGCCUCCUCAGCAACACAACAACCACAACAACAGCAGCAAGUCCCGUCACCUCAGAGGAGUGACAGCCUCCACAAGGCCAGCCAUGCUCUCCAGUCGGGAAGCCUGAGUCGAGACGUGCGCCACCUCUCUGCCUCCCAGCCCUCCCUGCCCCACGACACGUCCCUGGGGCCCCGAGCGCACCCUGCAGCGUCCGGGGACUCCCUGGCCUCCAUUGCCCCGCCGGUGGCUGCAGUCCAGGGUAUGGGUAUACAGAGCGGUCUCCGCACCACAGUGCCCCAGAGGGUCAACCUGUUCCGCCAGAUGUCAUCAGGAGCGUUGCCUCCGGUACGAGCGGUGUCCUCUGCAGCCCAGCACAGGGAUUCCACUGGUUCUAGGAGAGAUUCUAGAAGAGAUUCUACCUUAAGCAGUACAGAGACCGAGCAAGAUAAGAUGCGGUUCGCAUCAAAUUUAUGAUCCCAUUUUUCUUUUUUUUAAACUUCUGUUUUAUUUAAUUUUAAAAUGGAGAUACAAAAAAAAAAGAUAAAGAUGAACUUGAGUAUUUUUUUGUUUUCUCAAAAAUUGUCUUCAGAAAAAAAAAUUAGCCUAAUGGAAUUCCUGUACAGAUUGCCCUUGUAUUAUAUUUUAGACACAUUUUCUCCCUACAUUUAAGAAUGUAUAUUAAAUAAAUAUAUAUAUAUAUAUGUGUGUAAAUCCAACUAGAAUAUUUGGCAAAGACUAUUUAAAAGCUCUAGUAUAUAAACAUGAGUCUUCCUUUCCAAAAAAAUAUACAUAUAGAUAUCAAA
Molecule: messenger RNA, 3278 nt
Organism: Oncorhynchus masou masou (cherry salmon)
Lineage: Eukaryota; Metazoa; Chordata; Actinopteri; Salmoniformes; Salmonidae
Gene: hcn1
Product: potassium/sodium hyperpolarization-activated cyclic nucleotide-gated channel 1
Exons: 8
Coding region: 133-2949 (938 amino acids)
Biological process (GO): sodium ion transmembrane transport; potassium ion transmembrane transport; regulation of membrane depolarization
Cellular component (GO): axon; membrane; dendrite
Molecular function (GO): voltage-gated potassium channel activity
Source: RefSeq, a predicted model, not a curated record